Messenger RNA from Botrytis porri, 542 nucleotides. RefSeq lists its product as uncharacterized. Lineage: Eukaryota; Fungi; Ascomycota; Leotiomycetes; Helotiales; Sclerotiniaceae. The transcript has a single exon. The record is from RefSeq and is a predicted model, not a curated record. The annotation marks the transcript as partial.
AUGGCAAAAAGAAAUUGGAAAAAAUCAUGCUGUGGAGUGGUAAACAGUAUUCUAGCAGCGCUGGCAUUGUAUGGGACCCUAUACUUAGCAGUACUCAUCUUCGAAAGAGGAGCUCUCCCAAAAUCGCCAUCUGAACUUUACAAGAAACCCUCUCAUGGAUCGUCUUCUGAACACGGUUCUGUACCUGUGCCCCCUCCACCCGCGACACUACAUAUCGAAAAGAUCAAUCCAAAUGCAAAUUGGUUUAAUAGACCCGAGAGUUUGGUAGUUCCAAAGGAUGACUAUUUGGGAAAUCGGCCACACAUCGAUACGGUUGCGAACCUAACAAAAUUAGUGGAAGAAUGCAGAGGAUCAUACAAAAAAAUUGAGAAAAUGCCAUACGUUUUCGACUGUUUGAAUUAUAUGAGUGAAGGCGAGAAGGAAUACUAUUACAUGCCGGCACAAGGAGAACGAGCAAGCGAACAGCCCCCCAAGUUGGCCGAGUAUCUCAAUUCUGACGGUCGGGACAACUCUUUGGCUCAGUAUCCAUCGCAGAAAGCUUA